Molecule: messenger RNA, 1215 nt
Organism: Aureococcus anophagefferens
Lineage: Eukaryota; Pelagophyceae; Pelagomonadales; Pelagomonadaceae
Exons: 1
Coding region: 67-1029 (320 amino acids)
Source: RefSeq, a predicted model, not a curated record
GCUAUUGCGUCCGCCUGGAGCUGAUUCGGGAGCCCCGCGCUCGGCCCCAGCGCCCCACCAGCCGUCAUGUCGAGCUUCCAGGGCUACGCCGGCACCCCCGGGAGCGAGCAGGCCCCGAAUAAGUCGCCCUCGCACGUUCCGGACGACUUCAGCACGCCGAACGCGACGGUCUCCACUCCGAUCCACCAGCCGCCGCUGUCCCCCUACCGCGACCCCUCGGGGAACGCGAGCGAGGCCCCGACGCCCGUGCGGACGCCCGGCGCGGGCGCGGGCGCCCCGGCGGACGAGGAGGAGGAGUCGCUGCGGCUCGCGCUCCAGAUGCAGGAGGAGGAGGAGCGGUACAUGGCGUCGCAGCGCGAGGGCGCGCAGCGCCUCGCCCGCCUGGAGGCGCAGCGCGCCGCGGAGCGGACGACGCCCGCGGACCCGAACCUGGGCACGCCCGGCGGCGAGUCCGCGGGCGACGAGGACGUCGAGGACGACGACGACGACGACGACGACGAGGACGACGCGCGGUCCGAGGACGAGGACGACGAGGAGAUCGACGAGUCGCUGGCCCUGGCAUGGCGGCUCCAGCAGGAGGACGACGACCGCGCCCUGCUCAUGGCGCUCAACGGCGGCCGGGAGCCGCCCGCGGGCGUCACCGCGCGGAACGUGUCGCCGUCGCAGAUGACGUACGACCAGCUCAUGGAGCUCGGCGACAACAUCGGCAAGGUCUCCAAGGGCGCGGCGUCGAGCGCCGUCGACGCGCUGCCGACGUGCAAGUACUGCGACGCGGCGGACCACGGCGCGAUCGUCGGCGACCAGUGCGCGAUCUGCCGCAUGGAGUUCGAGCCCGACGACGUCAUGCGCGUGCUCCCCUGCGGCCACGCGGAGCACGCCGAGUGCCUCGACCAGUGGCUUUUGAUCAACCGCUCCUGCCCCCUCUGCCAGAAGGACGUCGCGCCCCGCGCGGGCGCCGAGACCGCCGAGGAGUCGCACGCGAUCACCGCGGCCGACACCGACGACAUCGACGCCCUCCUCGACCUCUGAGGCCCGCCGGCGCGGCGGAAGCGCCGCCGGGGCGACCCGGACGGCCGCUGAGCCGCGAGGCGAACAAAAACACCAAGUCCACCAAGAACGGAGCGCCGCGCGCCCUCGCCCCGAGGCGCGCGCGCGCGCCCGCGGCGCGCUCCCGCCCGGGAGAAGUCGCCACCUAACAGCGCCGUAUUUAGCUCG